UAAGAACAUUAACAAAACAAACGCAUAUUAUGAAGAUAUCUGUUUAUUCUUCUUUAACGCGUCUAUAAUAGUAAGAGAAUUAUUACUAAAAAUAUAAUAAUACGAAUUUUAUGGACAAGAUGAUAUUACAUUUCAGUUAAAAUGUCAUAAAUGUAACAAAAUUUUUUAACUUUCUAAAACAUUUUGUAAAGAUCUUUUUAUUGAAGUCCUAAUUGAAUAUCACGUUGGCAUAAAAAUUGGUACUAUUAAAUUACUAUAGUAAUAAAAAAAUUGGUAGUAUUAUAUUACUAUAGUAAUUGUCUUUUAGUAUACAAAGUUCUAUAUUUUGCAAAGUUAUUAUUUUUUAAUCUUUAACCUUAUAAUAAAAUUUUAUAUUUUAUACUACAAUUUUUAUAAAAACUAUUAAAAUAUACAAAAAUAUCAAAUCGAUUUGUUACGAUAACGAUACAAUUUAAAGAACAAGGUUUUGCAAGAAACAAGUUUAAAUGUUUCAAAUAAUUAAAACUUUAAAUUAUAAAAUUAUGAAAAUGUCAUCUUUAAAAGCGAUUUUGUAACAUCUAACUUUUUAAAAAAAGGUAUAAAACAGCGCCAAGUAUACACGCGCAUAAAACACCUUCAAAAAUCUACUACUUUUGGUCUUAAACGUAACUUUUUGAACCAGAAUAAUAUCACAAUAUUAAAUUGAUAUUCAAAAUUAUUAAUAUUAAUUAAUAAAAUAGAUGCUAACAAGCAUCUAUUAUACAUUUUUUUCCCUUCCUUGAAAUACUGUAAAAAAAAUUAUUAUAAAAAGUACCUCAAGCGUAAUUUAAAUUUAAUUCUUUCUACGUUCCGUGCAAGCGUUUUUAGCCAAAUCGAUCGCCAAGAGGCAUAUGAUACCAUUUGAAUCAUAGGAAGUAGUCACAUAGAAAGACAAUGCAUACUCUGUAUUUAUAUAUUCUUAACUUUCAGAGAACAUAAUAUUUUAUUAUAGGUUAAUUUUAAAUUUCCGAGUAACAAACUGACGUUUUAUUUGUCAUUUUGACGUCAUAAUGACGUUAAAGAUGUUGUUUUAAAGUGUAAGAUCACGCAAACAAGUAUAAAUUAGCUAUAAAUUGCCAACUUUAAAAGUGGCACACGUCGUUUUAAAAAGUCCGAAUAGAUCUUCGCAAGUACGAUAAAAAUUAAACUAAAAAAUUUCAAUAUUUACAUGACAAUAGCUUGAAUUAAUAAAUAUAUAAUUGUUUUGAUCAUAAAAGGAAUACAUAUGUAUUCUCAUUCAACAUACCGAUUAUAUAUAUAUAUAGCGAAGAGUACUAUUAACUUCAGUAGAAUUUAUCUUUGUCUACAUUUCUGUACAUCUCUUGCAAAUCAAUCUAAAUUCCAUGUAAAGUAUAAAACGGUUAAACAUCUAAAAUGUUUUAAAAAAAGUAUCAAAAAUAAAAAUUCGACAUAAACACGUUGAUUUCAUCAUUUCUUAUUAUUAAAUUAGCCGGCUUAUAAUUUAUCACAUUUUAACAUUGUAAAUUUACUCAUAAUAACAUUUUCCAACUUUUGGUAAAACUUUAAAACGUUGGACAACAACAAUUGAUUUAUUUCAAUAUGACUCAAACGAUAGCAAGCAAAGAAGAUCUUCAGGAGAUGAUGGCAGUAUGGCCAGACGUUGUUCGUGAUAUUACAGAUAUGACUAAGGAUUUAAAUAAUCCAGAUAUUACUAAAUGGGUGGAAAAGGUAUUGCAAUAUAAUGUCCCAAAAGGAAAAAAAAAUCGUGGAUUAUCAUUAAUUUAUGCCUAUAAAUUGUUGGUACCUAAUGAUAAACUUACACAAGAUAAUCUUUAUUUAGUACGGAUUUUAGCAUGGUGUAUAGAACUGAGUUUAAUUGGUGUGCUCAUGAUAGAUGAUAUCAUGGAUCGAUCGCUAUUUCGUCGUAAUCAACUAUGUUGGUAUCGGUGCAAUGACCUAGGUCUAAUGGCUAUCACAGAUUGUAGGCUUCCAUAUACUAUAAUAUUUAAUAUAAUUCAAAAAUACUUCAAGGAAAAAGAAUGCUACAUUAAUUUACUAGAAUUAUUUUACGAUAUCUAUUUUAAAACAGCAAUAGGGCAAAAUAUAGAUAUGCUCUCUACCAAUUUCGGCAAAAAACCAAAUCUAGACUUACUUACAAUUGAUCGAUAUAAUUCUCUUGUUAUAUACAAAACAGCAUAUUUAACAUAUAUUUUUCCAAUAAACGCAGCAAUGCAUUUAGCUGGAAUAAAAGAUCCAGAGAUGUUUAGACAAAUAAAACCUAUUUUGUUAAAAAUUGGACAUUUAUUCCAAGUUCAAGAUGAUUAUUUAGCUUGCUUUGGAAAUCCCGAGGCUUGUGGCAAAGAUAAUACUGAUAUAGAAGAGGGAAAAUGUACGUGGCUAGUUGUUACAGCUCUUCAACGAGCCACUCCGGAACAGCGUAAAAUUAUAGAAGAAUGUUAUGGACGUUCCGAUCCGGAAAAAGUAAGACGCGUGAUACAGCUCUUCACUGAUCUCGGUUUGCCUGACGCGUAUUCUAUAUACGAAAAAGAGACGUACAAUCUAUUAAUUGCUAAGAUACAACAAAUACCGUAUGAAGCCUUACAAAAUAUUCUCCAAAAUUCAUUACAAAGAACUUAUAAAAGAAUAUCCUAAAAUCAUUAACAAAAUAAACGGAUAUUAUACAGAUAUCUGUUUACUUCUUAAACGCGUCUAUAUAGUAAGAAAAUUAUUAAUAAAAAUAUAGUAAUACGAAUUUUAUGAACAAGGUAAUAUUACAUUUCAGUUAAAAUGUUAUAAAUAUAAAAUAAUUUUUUAACUUUCUAAAAUAUUUUGUAAAGAAUUUUUUAUUGAAGUCCUAAUUGAAUAUCAUCUUGGCAUAAAAAUUGGUAUUAUUAUAUGACUAUAUAUAGAAAUUGUCUUUUAAUAGAAAGUU
This is a messenger RNA of Monomorium pharaonis (pharaoh ant), 2911 nucleotides long. RefSeq names its product farnesyl pyrophosphate synthase. The record is from RefSeq and is a predicted model, not a curated record. The transcript is spliced from 6 exons. Gene Ontology annotation, cellular component: cytoplasm. Gene Ontology annotation, molecular function: dimethylallyltranstransferase activity; (2E,6E)-farnesyl diphosphate synthase activity. NCBI's taxonomy places the organism in Eukaryota, Metazoa, Arthropoda, Insecta, Hymenoptera, Formicidae. Gene Ontology annotation, biological process: trans, trans-farnesyl diphosphate biosynthetic process. The coding region runs from base 1579 to 2631 and encodes 350 amino acids.